CAGCAAUCAUGGGCUUGAGCCCUUCCUGUUCAAGACCAAGUACCGGGAUCCUUCCUUCCAGUCUGUGACCAGAGCAUGUCCCUGACUUUCUCUGGGCCUCAGUUUCCCCAUCUGUAGAUGGAAUGGCACGGCACUAAUCCUUGGGCCCACUUGAGCUCCAGCCAGGAACGCGAACCGCAGAGCUCCAGCGAGGCUGCCGUGGAUGGCGAUACCCGCCGCCCCCGGGGUCCUGCUCCUGCUGCCCCUCCUGCUCCCAGGUAUGAGAAAUUUCGCAAACAUGGUAGAGCUGCCAAGGAAUGUUUGCAAGGGACUGGCCAAUAUGAACCAAUAUAGUGACUUCGCCCUUAAGAACACUGCUGAGUGCUUCGAAAAGUGCAACCAGGAGGGGAACGAGUCCUGUCAUCUGGGAAACCUGCAGAGUUACUGGCUGAACAUGGAGCACUUCCUGGUGAGCAGCCAGCUGGACCAUGUGAAUACAACUUUUGUGAAGUCUUCUGUCAAUGACGUCAACACCAACAUCUCAGAAGACCUGUACUUCUCUCUGACCCCCUCUCAGAUUCCGAGGCCCGUGACAGCAAGUGAGGACAAGCCCCCCGACAGAGUCCGGUUUCCCCAGAGCCUUUUUGCGUCCCUGGGAAGCAGCAGGAAUAAGGUCCGGCUGGCCGUAACUAUCCUGGACAUUGGAGAUGGGGAUGUCUUUAAGGGCCCCCAGCUCAGGCUGAAGGACGGUAGCAGCGUGCUGAACAACCGCCUGGUGGGCCUCAGGCUGGGCAACCUCUCUGUCACUGGGCUGGCCGAGCCUUUUGAGAUCACCUUCUCCCACCAGCCUCCUCUGCUUAACAUGACCUUCAGCUGUGUAUUCUGGGAUGAGACAAAAGGGUCAACAGGAGACUGGUCGUCCGAGGGCUGCUCUACAGAGAUUGGGAACAAGAGCACCGUGUGCCGCUGUGACCACUUCACCUUCUUCGCCCUGCUUCUGAAGCCAAUCUUGGACUGGGCCACGGUGAAGGUCCUCACACGCAUUUCUGAGGUUGGCUGCACAGCCUCCAUGUUCUUCCUGGCCCUCACCAUUGCCCUCUACAUUUUCCUGAGAUGUUUCAGGCAGAGGCUCAAGUCGGAAGAUGCCCCCAAGAUCCACGUGGCCCUGAGCGCUAGCUUAUUUCUCCUGAAUCUCACCUUCAUCAUCAAUGUGGAGGAGGGGUCCCGGGGGCCUCAUGUAGCCUGCCGGGCCCAGGGUGCCGUCUUCCACUACUUCCUGCUCUGCGUCUUUACCUGGAUGGGCCUGGAGGCCUUCCACCUCUACCUGCUGGCCAUCAGGGUCUUCAACACCUACUUCGGGCACUACUUCCUCAAGCUGAGCCUCGUGGGCUGGGGACUGCCCGCCCUGAUGGUCAUUGGCACCGGAAGUGCCAACAGCUAUGGCCCCUACACCAUUCUUGACCAGGAGAAACGCAUCACGAUGAAGCUGUGCUGGUUCCAUAAAGAAACUGCCCUCUACAUCACUGUCCACGGCUACUUCCUCAUCACCUCGCUCUUCAGCGCCGUGGUCCUGGGCCUGGUGGCCUGGAAGAUCUUCACACUACCAACCAUCACUGCGGGCAAAGAGGAGGGACCAAGAUGGAAAUCAGUUUUCACUGUGCUGGGCCUUUCGAUCCUGGUGGGCAUGACAUGGUGGCUGGCCAUCCUCACGCCCCUGGGCCUGUCCACUAUCUAUGUCUUCGCAUUAUUCAACUCCCUACAAGGAGUCUUCAUCUUCUGCUGGUUCGUGGUGCUGUACCUCCCGGGCCAGUGGGCCGAGUCCUCCUCUUCCGGCACUGCCGCCGUCAGCCAGACCCACUCCUCGUCUCGCGAAUAGGGGGCCGCAGUGUGGCCCAGCCCAGGCCCUAACCUGCACCCUAGGCUCAGCUCUGAUUCACCUUGUGCCCUCGGGUGGCUCCUGCUGGGACUCAGUUUCCGUGUUUGCAUAAUGUAACUGGGGAGGGAGGGGUUGGAGACCAGGUUGGGCCACCUGGCCUCAGAGGUUUCAUCCAGAUGUACCUGUGGUUUUGAGAGUCCAGAUCCAGCCUUGCAGGAGUCUAAAGUCCCUGCCAUCCUGAGCUACCUGCUAACAUGCCUUCACCCCCACCCGCAAGCUCAUCCCUUCUGACAGGGCCCCACUUCUGCUCUCAGGAUGGGCCCAAGCCCAAAUAGGGGAGUUAUUGUUCACACAGCCUCUCCCCUCUCUUCCCCUUGUCACUGCCCCUGCCUCCACAGCUCCCCCGACCCACAUGUGAGGGGCAUUCAGGAAGGGGGAGACCAAGGGAAGGAAUGCAACAGAGGUUUGUUUUUGGCCCUGCCACCCACCUGCCCCUGGCCUGGACCAAUCCCACCAAGGUCCACCCUCACAGAAAACCCCCCCCUAGCCCAUUCAGGGGUCCCCCAGAUGUCUGGCGACACUGCAUUUCAAGAAAUGGUAAUGUCAAGGGAAUUGUCACAAUUAGGCUGAAAUAAAAUGAUAGCAUUUGCUGGGGGUGUCUUAGAUUUGCUGGGCAGAUGCUUACUCUGGUCUGAGGCCCUAC
Talpa occidentalis (Iberian mole) is the source of this 2558-nucleotide messenger RNA. RefSeq names its product adhesion G protein-coupled receptor G3 (gene ADGRG3). The transcript has 13 exons. Gene Ontology annotation, biological process: adenylate cyclase-activating G protein-coupled receptor signaling pathway; cell surface receptor signaling pathway. Gene Ontology annotation, cellular component: membrane. Bases 203 to 1855 code for a protein of 550 amino acids. NCBI's taxonomy places the organism in Eukaryota, Metazoa, Chordata, Mammalia, Eulipotyphla, Talpidae. Gene Ontology annotation, molecular function: G protein-coupled receptor activity. The record is from RefSeq and is a predicted model, not a curated record.